GUACUCUAUUUUAAUUUCAUAUUAUGUUUGGAAUAAAGACAUUUAAUAUCUAAUCAAAGCUGUAAACAACAUAAUAUAAUGUGGUCUUUCAGACUGAAAGACCACAUUAUAUUGCGUGUAUACUGAAAGUUUCAGUACAAACAACAAAUCAAUAAUUUGCCUCAUGUGGCACAUGAAAACCUGCAGCCACAGGGCCAUUUAGGGGACCAGUUUGACACUCAUUUGGUAAGGUCUUUUAUUAUUUGAGGACAUCUAAAUUCUUUAUUUAUGACUGCUGGUGAAUUUCUUAACCUUAAAAUUGACUCAAAUACUUGCUAAAUCAUUGUGAAUAUCUGAGAGCCGACUCCUCAAUUAGAGGUGCUAGAAUAAGAUGAAGAUUGUUUUUAAACCAUAGUAAUAAUUCUCCCUUUCUUUCCCUAGGCAAUUCCUUUGUGAGAGCUGGGACAAUUGACCCUUGACUUCUUAGUCCUUCAAAGUUUGUCAGUCGUUCCACAAUGGAAAAACUCAACUUAAUAAAACUUUACUUCAAGUUGGGCCUGAACUAUAAAGACAUACUGUAUAUUCUGAGUACAAAACAUCAAACUAUUCUCAGUUUGAGAACCCUUAAGCGAAUUUUGAAACAGAAUGGACUAUUUCGUCGAAUCCAUUUUGACACUUUAGAGGAAACAGUUGGAUUCAUUAGGGAGCAGCUCCAAGGUUCAGGUGCUUUGCAUGGCUACAGGUGGAUGUAUGCUAAAUGUAAAGAAAAUGGUUUGCAUGUCAGAAAAGAGGAUGUACGCCUCAUUCUUUCAACUUUGGACCCAGACGGCACAGAAACACGACGAAGAAGAAGACUGCAAAGACGAACAUACUUUGCCAAAGGACCAAAUUUUGUAUGGCAUGCUGACUCGUAUGACAAGCUGAAACCCUUUGGUAUUUGCAUCAAUGGAGCCAUUGACGGAUUUUCAAGAAGAAUACUGUGGCUUAAUGCAUACCAUACCAGCAGUGACCCCAAAGUUAUUGGAGGUUAUUUCCUUGAAACUAUAAGGGAGAUAGGUGGAUGUGCUUGUAUCCUGAGGACAGAUAUGGGGACAGAAAACAGCUCAGUUCGGGAUAUGCAGCGUUACCUUCGUCGUAACGAUGAUGAUAAUCAGGCUGGUGACAAAAGCUUUAUUUAUGGAAGAAGCACAGCUAAUCAGAGAAUUGAAAGCUGGUGGGGCUUUCUCCGAAAAGAGUGUGUGGACUUUUGGCUUGACCACUUUCAUAGACUGAAACAUGAGGGGAAUUAUGCUGGGGACUUUUUGGACAAAAACCUCAUGUUGUUCUGCUUCUGUGGUUUGAUACAGGAUGAGUUAGAUUCCACCAAGGAAUCAUGGAACAGCCAUGUAAUACGUCCAUCAAGUAAUGAAUUGGUUCCACAUGGGCGUCCUGAUGCAAUGUACUUGAUUCCUGAACUUUAUGAUACUCAAGAUUAUCUAUGCAAAGUGUCAGAAGAGGAUUUGAUCAGGUGUGAAGAUGACUGUAUUCACCGCAGUGACAUUGCUUGUGAUGAAGAUGUGUUCAUCCUCUGCACCCACAUUAUGGCACAAAACAAUCUUCCCAUUCCUGCUGAUGUACACAUGGCCAUAGACCUCUAUCUUUUUUUAAGAAGAGAACUGAUCACAAUUUUAAAUCCUGAUAGAUAAUAGCAAAUGGAGUGUUUUUUGAUGUAAACAAACCAAUUGCUAGAAUAGAGUCUAUCUUCCUUGUGACCAUGAACUAGAUCAGGCGCUACAGAAAACGAAUAAAGGAAUGAAUUUUUGGACUUCUGAAGUGAACAUAUUUUUUCAAGAUGAAUGCAAAAAAAAAAUCAUUGAUAAAGUCAAAGUAACUUUAUUGAUAUUCAGUCUUCACAUAUAUAUCUUCAUAAGUGUAUAUACGGUUUUUUUUAUUGGGGCUUGGGGUUGGUUGAUAAAGAAACCACGUCUUCUCAAAUCAGUGAACGUACAUUCACCUAUUUCAUUUUUAUGACUGAGAAAUAUUGUGCUACUGGAUUCAGUUGGAAACAUAUCUGAAUGUUUCAAUAACAAUGGAAAACAACUAAAAUUUUGCUCUGCACAUUACUGUCAGUGUUUAUGGUGCAGAUCACCAAGAACAAUGUAUCAAAUAAAUAGAAGGCUGA
Melanotaenia boesemani (Boeseman's rainbowfish) is the source of this 2140-nucleotide messenger RNA. RefSeq lists its product as uncharacterized. The transcript has 2 exons. NCBI's taxonomy places the organism in Eukaryota, Metazoa, Chordata, Actinopteri, Atheriniformes, Melanotaeniidae. Bases 495 to 1664 code for a protein of 389 amino acids. The record is from RefSeq and is a predicted model, not a curated record.